Molecule: messenger RNA, 3154 nt
Organism: Rhagoletis zephyria (snowberry fruit fly)
Lineage: Eukaryota; Metazoa; Arthropoda; Insecta; Diptera; Tephritidae
Source: RefSeq, a predicted model, not a curated record
CCCGAGGGCGAAGACCUCAACGAGACGAAGGACGACGACGACGACGAGGAGGAUGAAGAUGAGGAUGAGGACUCUGAGGAGGAGGACUCCGAGGAGAGCGACGGCGGCCGGCCAUCGAAACGCGCCAAGACCAGUGGCAAAAAGGACAAAAAGAAGAAAAAGAAGAAGAAGAAGAAGCCCCGCCACGGAGGCUUCAUCCUCGACGAGGCCGAGGUGGACGACGAGAUCGAGGACGACGAGGAGUGGGAGGACGGCGCUCACCAGGAGAUCAUCGACAACAACAAGCACCUCGAUGACAGCAGCCACCGGGACAUGGACUCGCAUCGACGGCUGCAGAUGAUGUGGAACAACCAGAAGGAGGACGAGAUCGAGGACUACUACCGGCGGAAGUACGCCGACCAGACGGUGGCGGAGCGCGGCUACGAGGAGGGCUACGACGUGCCCGACGAUAUCACCCAGCAGGCGCUUAUGCCCGGCGUGAAGGACCCCAAUCUGUGGAUGGUGAAGUGCAAGAUCGGCGAGGAGAAGGCGACGGUGCUGCAGCUGAUGCGCAAGUACAUUGCCUUCAGCAAGACGGAGGAGCCGCUGCAGAUCAAGUCGGUGGUGGCGCCCGAGGGCAGCAAGGGCUACAUCUACAUUGAGGCGUACAAGCAGACGCACGUGAAGAACGCCAUUGCCAAUGUGAACAACCUGCGGAUGGGCGUGUGGAAGCAGACGAUGGUGCCCAUCGGCGAGAUGACCGAGGUGCUGAAGGUGACCAAGGACAGCAGCAACAUCAAGGUGGGCCAGUGGGUGCGGCUGAAGCGGGGCCUCUUCAAGGACGACCUCGCCCAGGUCGAUUACCUGGACACGGCGCAGAACCAGGUGCACCUGAAGCUGAUUCCCCGCAUUGACUACAGCCGCCUGCGAGGGGCGCUGCGAAAUACGGAGAACGAGGCGGCGAACGCGGCGGCGGCGAAGCGGAAGCGCUUCAAGCGGCCCGCGGCGAAGCUCUUUGACCAGGACGCGGUGCGGGCGAUCGGCGGCGAGGUGUCCACCGACGGCGACUUUAUCAUCUUCGAGUCGAACCGCUAUCGCCGGGGCUUUCUCUACAAGCAGUUCAACAUGAACACGGUGCUGGUGGACGGGGUGAAGCCGACCCUAAGUGAGCUGGAGAAGUUUGAGGAGCAUCCUGAGGGCAUCGAAAUUCAGCUCUCCGAGACGACGAUCGCCGAAGACAAGGGCCACACCUUUGCGCCGGGCGACCAGGUGGAGGUGUGCGACGGCGAGCUGGCCCAGCUUACCGGCAAGAUUCUCUCCAUUGACGGGAACAAGAUCACCAUGCUGCCCAAUCACGAGGACCUGAACACGCCGCUGGAGUUUCCCUCGCACGAGCUGAAGAAGUACUUCAAGCUGGGCGACCACGUGAAGGUGAUUGCCGGGCGGUACGAGGGCGACACGGGCCUCAUUGUUCGCGUGGAGGACAACCAGAUUGUCCUCUUCAGCGACCUGACGAUGCACGAGCUGAAGGUGCUGCCGAAGGAUGCGCAGCUCUGUCAGGACAUGGCCACCGGGGUGGACUCAAUGGGCCAAUAUCAGUGGGGCGACCUGGUGCAGAUUGACCAGCAGACGGUGGGGGCGAUUGUCCGCCUGGAGAAGGAGAGUUUUCAGAUCCUCAACAUGCACGGCAAGCUGAUUCACAUGAAGCACCAGGCGAUUCUGAAGAAGAGGGACACGAAGCGGGCCGUCUCGCUCGACUCAGACUCCAACCAGAUUCAGGUGAAGGACCAGGUGCGGGUGACGGACGGCCCGUACACCGGGCGCCAGGGCGAGAUUAAGCACCUCUUCCGGGGGACGGCCUUCCUCUACUCUCGGCUGGUGCUCGAAAACGGCGGCAUCUUUGUCUGCAAGACGCGGCACCUGCUGCUGCAGGGCGCCUCCACGAAGAGCCCGGCGACGCUGGGCAGCGGUGGCAGCAGCUUGGGCGGCGCAACUCCUGGCUCGUCGACGCCCUCGGCCAGUCCGAUGCAUGCUGGUUUCAUGUCGCCGAGGAUUCUCGCAUCGCCUGCUCAUGGAGGAGGAGGAGGAGGAGGUGGUGGGGGAAACCAACGAGGAAAUCAACAAAAUCGAGGCGGUGGCGGAGGAGGCGGCAGCGGUGGCGGUGGCCCUGGAGGCAGCGGCGGCGGCGGCUACCAGCGCAGCGGCCGCGACCGCUCCGAUCUGGAGCUGAUCGGCAAGACGAUCAAGAUCACCCAGGGCCACUACAAGGGCUACAUUGGCAUUGUGAAGGACGCGAUUGGCUCGACGGCCCGUGUGGAGCUGCACACCACCUGCCAGACGAUCACGGUGGACAAGAGCCGCAUUGCGCGGGUGGACGCCGGCGGACGGGUGAUCAGCGGCGAGCCGGGCGCGACGCCCUCCGCCGCCAGUACGCCCGCGUACUCGCUCACCAGCGGACGGACGCCGCUCUACGGGUCGCAGACGCCGAUGCACAGCGGCGGACGGACGCCGAUGCACGAUGGUUCGAGGACGCCGAUGCACGAUGGCAGCAGGACGCCCCUUCACGGAAGCUUGGAUGGCUCCCGGACGCCCGGAUGGGAGAGCGGAGGCGGGGCGACGCCGGGCAGGGUGGGCGGCCCCAGCUCCACCGGCGACUACGACGACUACCUCGAUCCGAGCCCCAGUCCGGGCACUGGGCUGGGUGGCGGCGGUGGUGGUGGUGGCAGUGGCUUUCUGGCGCCGCAGACGCCCAGCUACGCCAAUCCGGACACGCCGCAGGCGCCCUACACCCCCGGCAUGUACAGCAGCUCCGAUACGGGCUACUCGCCCUACGGGCAGACGACUUCGCCCUCUCCGGGAGGCUAUCAUGGACCAGGUUCUGUGGGCGGUGGCAGUUCUCACGGCGGCGGCGGCCUGAGCGCCCCCUCGCCCUCGCCCGGCAGCAGCUACCUGGCGCCCAGUCCGGCGGCGUACGGCUACUCGCCGAUGAUGGCCGAUGUCAACGGGCCGAUGUCCAAUCUCAAUCCGCAGACGCCGGGCGCGGGAAUGAUGGGCGGCGGCGGUGGAGGCGGAGGCGGCGGUCCGGGCGACUCGAUGGGCGGCUACGGCCACGACUGGCAGUCGGCGGACAUUGAGGUGCGCAUCAAGGCGUGCCACGACGACCAGGACCUGCGGG